CGUGUGCAAGCAGCCGUGUCAACUUUGAUUCUAUACUGCCCUUUUUACCUUGUUUUGGUUUCGUGAAAGCUCUUCCUAUGCGCUGAGUAAAUAUUUUCUUUGUCAAUGUCUUAGACUACUAUCUGACAUCUGAUUUUCUUUAACUCUCCCCUCUCCUCCCUCUUUUCCCGACUUCCAACAGCCGUCAGCGGGCUUCAAAGAGGCUACAUUCCCUCUAACACCUUAUCUCAAACAUCUCCAAGCUACGAGUGCGAACUAUUUCUCAAGACGACCAGCCUGUCUGACAACCCGAAUCAACUCUCAGACUUGCAAGUCCUCGCUUUUAGUGAUUAUAACCUAUUUCCUGCCUCUACGAACAACUAUGGCGGGUCAAGGAGAUUUCGAUAUUGGACAGCUGUCCUCAAGUCAACAGGAAGCUCUGCAACAGUACACGCAGGUGACAAACCAGGAAGUGAAGGACGCGAUUCCCCUAUUACAGCGAUCGCAAUGGAAUGUACAGAUCGCCAUCGCCAAGUUCUUCGAUGGCGAGGGCCCCGAUCCCGUUGCCGAAGCCAUGGCCCAACAACAAGACCUACCCCGUAUGACGGCGAGACACGAGAACCUGCAAGAAAGCCUGUACCAUUCUACUCCGCAACCUCGACGAUCGAGACCGAACGUCCCCGACCCCGCUCCACGAAUUGUCCCGCAGCCGCCCAUGCUCCACAGACCACCGUUCCUGAUCGGCCUGCUACUGGCACCCUUCAGCAUCGGAUACAACGUGGCCUCCCGAAUCUUCCGCACGGUGUGGUAUCUGCUGUCGUUCCUCCCAGCGCCAAUCCGACCAAGGGCGCUGACGAACGGGGCGGCGAGAGGACUGCGCAACACCACCGGCCGCCGUAUGCUGAUGCCGCAAGACACGGCGGCGAGGUUCAAACGGGAAUUCGAAGAGGAGUAUGGCAGCGACGAACUGCCAUGGUUUGAAGGUGGCAUUGCCCAGGCGCAGGAUCUAGCGAAGAAGGAUCUCAAGUUCCUAUGGGUUGUGCUCAUGUCGCCCGAGCACGACGAAACCGCUUCUUUCACACGAGACACUCUCCUGGCACCAGACGUGGUCAACUUCAUCAGAGACCCGGCGAAUAAUAUCAUCCUGUGGGGAGGCAAUGUUCUCGAUUCUGAGGCGUACCAGGUAGCGCAGGAGUACAACUGCACUAAGUAUCCGUUUUCGGCGCUGGUCUGCCUGACGCCCAAGGAAGGUAGUACGCGGAUGAGCAUCGUCAAGCGGUUGGCGGGGCCGAUGCCCCCGUCGACGUAUCUCUCGGAGGCCCAGACGGCGAUCAACAAAUACGCUGGGGACCUAGCGGGUGUCCGGGCAGAACGGGUCGCGCAGGAGGUGUCUCGGAACCUGAGGAACCAACAGGACUCGGCAUACGAGAGGUCACUCGCCAAAGAUCGGGAACGAGCACGACAGCGGCGCGAGGCUGAGAAAGCGGCGGCGGAAGCAGCCAGACGAGCCGAAGAAGCGGCGGCGGCGGCAGAGCGGCUAGAACAGCAUCGCACGGACUGGAAGCGGUGGAGAGCAACGACGAUUGAGGCGGAGCCGCCGGCAACGGACAAGGAAGUGUCACGACUCGCGCUCAAGAUGCCCGAAUCGUCCGGCGCAGGGAGGAUCGUUCGGCGGUUUCGCAACUCGGCAACUUUGGAGUCGCUGUAUGCCUUCGUCGAAUGCUACGAUAUGCUCGGGGAGGCGGCCGGGCAAGAUUCGGCACAGAAACGUCCGCCUUCGGACUACAAGCACGAAUACCGGUUUCAAAUCGCGUCGGUCAUGCCGCGGACUGUCUACGAGCCCAGGGAGGAGCAAACCAUCGGAGAGGCGAUUGGAAGAUCGGGCAACCUUAUCGUGGAGGAGAUUGUGUCAAAUGAAGAGUCGGAUUUGGAUGAGGCUGAAGCGACAUGAAGGUAGCUUUGGUUGACGAUGACUAUUGGACGUGCUAGGGCUUGUUCAACAUGAGAUAUCAGAGGAGCGAGAGACGAGGGACUGCAGUUCGCUACGAGGCGAUUAAUUGUCGUGGGGGUAGUGUUACAACGAAGCACAAAUGCAAACAAUAGUCGUGGUG
Messenger RNA from Sodiomyces alkalinus F11, 2090 nucleotides. RefSeq names its product UBX domain-containing protein. Gene Ontology annotation, molecular function: ubiquitin binding. The transcript has 2 exons. The record is from RefSeq and is a predicted model, not a curated record. Gene Ontology annotation, cellular component: endoplasmic reticulum. NCBI's taxonomy places the organism in Eukaryota, Fungi, Ascomycota, Sordariomycetes, Glomerellales, Plectosphaerellaceae. The coding region runs from base 362 to 1930 and encodes 522 amino acids.